Molecule: messenger RNA, 1773 nt
Organism: Penicillium oxalicum
Lineage: Eukaryota; Fungi; Ascomycota; Eurotiomycetes; Eurotiales; Aspergillaceae
Product: glutamyl-tRNA(Gln) amidotransferase subunit PET112
Exons: 4
Coding region: 1-1773 (590 amino acids)
Biological process (GO): glutaminyl-tRNAGln biosynthesis via transamidation; mitochondrial translation
Molecular function (GO): glutaminyl-tRNA synthase (glutamine-hydrolyzing) activity
Source: RefSeq, a predicted model, not a curated record
AUGCUCCGGUCAUGGUCCAAGGGCGCUGUACGCGCCCUCGUCCGACCGAGCCGCCCUGUCCUCCCGCGCACUCGAGAGAUCGCCAUCCACGCCAGUCGCCGCGCUGUCCAGAAUAACGCUGCCCCCACGACGGACCGAGUGCCUCUGCGCAAACAACUGAAGCAAGAUGCCAAAGCCAUACGAGCACAGAAGAGGCUACGCAAAGAGUCGGGGGAGGCGUCGAGGCAAGACUGGGAAUUGACGGUCGGCAUUGAGAUCCACGCGCAGCUCAAUACCGCAGCCAAAUUGUUUUCUCGUGCUCCAACGUCGAUCAGCGAUACUCCGAAUUCCAAUGUGGCCUUGUUCGACCUCGCUUUUCCGGGGAGCCAGCCGGAAUUCCAAGCAGCCACUCUCCUCCCAGCGCUGCGGGCUGCGCUGGCCUUGAAUUGCCAGGUCCAGACGGUGAGCCGCUUCGAUCGCAAGCACUACUUUUACCAGGAUCAACCGGCUGGGUACCAAAUCACACAAUAUUACGAGCCAUUUGCCCGCAAUGGGUUCGUGGAUCUGUAUGACUACGAUGGGAUUGCGCCCGAGGACGGUGAUCGGGUGCGCGUCGACAUCAAACAAGUCCAGCUGGAACAGGAUACCGCCAAAUCCCAAGAGUACCCCCCGGCGACCCAGCUGCUCGACUUCAAUCGGGUCUCCCACCCGCUCAUUGAAAUCAUCACGAUGCCGCAAAUACACACCCCUGCCACGGCGGCCGCCUGCGUGCGCAAACUGCAGGCCAUUCUCCUCGCGUGCGGCGCCGUGACCACGGGGAUGGAAAUGGGAGGCCUACGAGCCGAUGUCAACGUCUCGAUUCGCCGCCGCGGUGAGGGCCCGGGACAGUAUCAGUACGAUGGUCUCAGCGGGCUGGGCCAACGUACAGAGAUCAAAAACUUGAGCAGUUUCAAGGCUGUCGAGGAUGCCAUCAUUGCCGAGAAGAAUCGCCAGAUCGCGGUCCUCGAGAGCGGCGGGGUGGUGGAGGGAGAGACUCGGGGGUGGACCAUCGGUAGUACUGAGACACGCCGACUGCGUGGAAAGGAGGGUGCGGUUGACUACCGCUACAUGCCCGAUCCAGAUAUCCCGCCAUUGAUCCUCGGUCAGGACCUCGUUUCUUCCCUCCGGGAGUCAUUGCCGACUUCUCCAGACUCCCUCGUCGCGAAAUUAACAGGCCCGGAAUAUGGGCUGUCGAUUGAUGACGCGAAGCCCCUCAUCGAAUUGGAUGAUGGAGCUCGGCUCGAAUACUACUUGGAUGUGGUGGACAUUCUACGCACUCCGUCACCCGACCUGGCCUCCCCCCAAGCCCAGGUCCCUCUGGCGCGGACGGCAGCCAACUGGGUCCUCCACGAGCUCGGGGGUCUUUUGACCAAGGCGGACCGGGCCUGGAGUGAGGAGAUCGUCCCCGCCCAGGCUUUGGCGGAUCUGGUACAGAACCUGAAUCAGAGACGCAUCACCGGCUCGAUCGCGAAGCAGGUUCUCGCCGCGAUCUUUGAGGGGGAUUCGCGACCAGUGUCUCGACUGUUGGAGGAAGACAACCUCCUCCUGCGGCCCAUGUCGCGUGAGGAGUACGUGGCCCUCGCUCAGGAGGUUCUCGCCCAACGACCGGAGAUGGUUGAACAAAUUCGUAGCAAGAACCAGCACGGUAAAAUCGGCUGGUUCCUAGGUCAGAUGAUGCGCAUGGGAGAAAAGGGCCGCGUGGAGGCGUCCAAGGCGCAAGAGGUGCUCCACGAGCUUAUCCUGGGCACACCAUGA